This is a messenger RNA of Portunus trituberculatus (swimming crab), 5298 nucleotides long. RefSeq names its product phosphatidylinositol 3-kinase regulatory subunit alpha-like (gene Pi3K21B). Gene Ontology annotation, biological process: signal transduction; regulation of GTPase activity. The transcript is spliced from 10 exons. NCBI's taxonomy places the organism in Eukaryota, Metazoa, Arthropoda, Malacostraca, Decapoda, Portunidae. The record is from RefSeq and is a predicted model, not a curated record. The coding region runs from base 540 to 3569 and encodes 1009 amino acids. Gene Ontology annotation, molecular function: protein binding; GTPase activator activity.
UGUUGCCAGAAGAAGAUGCUUUGUGAACAAAUUUUACAUGAAUUGCUCCUUUUUCAUUUCUCGCAUUUUCAUGGAAAUGACCGUGUAAUGUCUUCCUGUAGGCUAAAAACCAGAGGGCAUUUUCAGUACCUGUCUAAAUAAGGAGACCGUUGCCUGUGAAAAUACUUUGAGGCAUGGCAACAGGCAACGCUCCCAGGGGCGCUGAGCGGCUUGAGCCCUUCUCAGUGCUGCUGUCUCUCAGUCUGCUCGCUGCCACGCUAGCGCGGGGACGCCAGGUAUAGAUGCUGGCGUCUUUCAACAUGACAGACGCCAGCUAAAUCUUGAAUGUGAACAACGGUAUUUCACGAUAAUUGAAAAUCCUUAUAUGAUAAGGAAACUGAAAAUUUACAUCCACUAUUUGGUCAAUCGAUCGGCUCCAAGCUGCAUCGGUUAUAGUGAAAUGAUACACAGAUAAUGAACAUGAUUCUAUCUAGCAGUGUGAUUUGGCAAUAUUGGUAAAGAAAAGUAUGUGUGAGUAUGCCCGGUGUUCGUGAAUAAAUAUGUCUAGUGGUGGUAACGGCAAGAUGCUCGACACUGGCUUUUUGUACGAGGUGAUGAAGGCUGCCCGGCCAAUAGCCUGCCCGCCCGUGCCACACGCCCACACCGGGGCCGCCACCACGCCGGGAGGCUCGCCAACUGCUACGGUCUCUGUCUCUCCCACCACUACCACCGCCAUGGGUCCCUGUGACACGGAGAACAACCUAAAUAAAGGAAGCAAUGGAGACAAGGGAUAUAUGGAUAAGCAUGUGUUAAAUAUUGACAAGGAAAAUUACAUGUUGAAAUACGGCCCAACCCCAACGCCCAUGUGUCUCCGGACUUCCUCCGGGCCGUCAUCGGACCAGGUUCGCUUUAAUGUUACUACUUCGUCCGAGUGUCGCAGCAAUGUGUUGACUUGUCUGUGUCGGCCUCAGUCGUGUGGAGGAUCAUUGAGUGGGGGAAGUGGACCUCUCCUUUCGUAUAGCACUGCUGGAGGACCCCUCAGCCACAGUAACGGCACUAGUCCAAGCCAGCAUAAUGCCUCUCACACGGUGUCCUCCCUUUUACCUCUUGUAGAGUGCCGGGCGUGCUUCCACAACGUGUGUACCUCCUUCUCUGGCAGCCAUCCCUGCUCUCGUCCACAGCACACGCUACCGCCUCCAACCGUCACCACCGAUGUCCCUAUCAGCCAGUGGUCGUCCAGCAAUGUGGUGGACUGGAUGGCAACGCUGAACCUGGCACCUUACACGGAAAUAUUUAAAGCCAAGGACAUCAAAGGAACAGACCUCCUCACCCUCGACCGAGAUAAGCUCAUAAACAUGGGCAUCAAGGAUGAGUUCCAUCAGAAGUCCAUUUUAGUGUGCAUUGACCAGCUUCAGAAUGGAUGUCAUGAAGGUAUCUGUCCCGGUGAUAAGCUGGCCUCGGGGGUUGGAGGUGUGGAGUGCACCACCCCAGCAUCCCACCACAACCUCCUCAACCACUCUUUCCAUGACCUCCACCGCUGUGACAAGUGUGGACUCCACCUCAGAGGGUUUAUUCAUCAAGGACAGUUUUGUCAAGACUGCGGCCUCAUUGCUCACCGAACUUGUGCCGCCACUGGCCUGCCUCCUUGUGUUAAGCAAUCAUCCAAAUACUUCUGUCGCCUCAUGCUAUCCUCUGUCUUCGGUCUGAGUCUGUGCUCCCAGUUUGCUCCUGUGGAUACCCCUGCCCCACUGCUCCUUGUGAGAUGUUGCGAAGAAAUUGUGUUCCGUGUCAAGAAUGAUUCCAACCUGGACCCUUAUCGCCUCUACCGCACUCCCCCGCAGCAGGAGACUCUGGCCCAGCUGAGACAAAGCUGUGAUGAAGAUAUGUGUAGUGUUGACCUUAGUAUUUAUGAGCCACAUGUUAUUGCGUACCUGAUCAAGAGAUACCUUCGGGAGCUCCCACAGCCAGUAAUCCCAGAGUCUUUCUACGACCGCUUCAUUGAGGCCACUCGGAUCCACAAUGACGACCAGUGUGCCAAGUGUAUCGCCCUCAUGGUGAAGGAGCUCAGUCUUCAUCAUUAUUGUACUUUACAGUUCCUGAUGAACCACUUCCUUCAGCUGUGUCAGCUGCAGGUCAAUAGAGGCGUCAUGGAGCCUCCCACUCUCCUCAUCCAGUCUUUCUGCCAUGUUCUCCUCAGACCACCUUGGGAAAAGAUUGUAGAGUUGGCACGCAACACUGAGGCUCACAUGAGGAUUGUGGAGAUGCUUCUCUUGAAAGUUGAUUGGGGAGAGAAGGUGCCCAUGUUUGCCCCUGCCCCAGCACUGCCUCCUAGACCUGCCCGUCCUUCAGUCGUGAAUCCCCCAGAGGAACCAAGCCCACCCUCCCCACCUUAUGGUUCUGAUGCAGCCCUGAACUCACCUGUGUACGUGUUCACCAUCCCACCCUGUGCCCCCAAGGCUCUGCAAGAAGCAGAGUGGUACUGGGGAACCAUUACCCGUGAGGAGGUCAAUCUAAUCAUGAAGGACACCAAGGAUGGGACUUUCCUAGUGCGUGACGCUUCCACUGGUAACAAUGAAUACACCCUCACCCUACGCAAGGGUGGCUCAAACAAAUUAAUCAAAAUUUGCCACCGAAAUGGAAAGUACGGUUUCACGGAACCCUACAGCUUCAACUGUGUGGUGGAACUUGUCAACUAUUUCUGUCAGCAAAACCUCAUCCAGUUCAACAAGGCCCUGGACAUCCGGCUGCUGCACCCUGUCAGCCGCCUCCGCGGCGAGGAGCCAGAGGGUACUAGGAUGAGGGUGGAAGACAUCAUGAGUCUCCUCAGUGAUCUCAGCAAGCAGUACCAGUCCAAAACAAACCAGUACAAUAAAAAUUACAAAUACCAGCAGGCACUCUCCCAGGAAAUCACCAACACUCGGCAAGCUGUAGACGGCUUUGCAGAAACCAUGGCUUGGAUUGAUGACCACCUCAAGCUCCACGAGAAAUUCAAGAAUGAAGCGCAACCGCAUGAAGUGAAUGAUUUGCUCGAUAACAAGAAGAUCUUGGUUGGACGCGUGGAGAGAGUGAGGAAAGCCCACAGUGAGCAUGAGAUCCUUCUUACCAGCUUGAAGAGAGAAAGUCUGAACCUGGAGAGGAAAUCUCAUGGUCUGAAGAUAGACGUUCUUAAGUUGGCCAAGCAGGUGGACCAUUUCAAGAAUGUGCUUCUCUCCCGAGGGUUGUCCGCUGACAUUGACCAGACAGAGACCUCCCAGGUGCUCCAGCCUUGCCCAGAGCUACACAACCAGUCUCUUUGGGACUUUGAAGAUUUCCCAAGGGAAGCAUCCAUAAAGUUGCUGAAAAACAAACCUGAUGGGACGUUCCUUAUCAGAACUGCUCAGAAUGGAGGCUACGCUUUGUCCAUUGCGUGCAACAAGGAUGUUCAGCAUUGCAAGAUCCAUCAGGGUGAGCAUGGGUACGGAUUUGCUGAGCCAUUCCUCAUCUACCCAACGCUAAAAGACUUGGUUCUUCACUACUCCGAGAAUUCCCUCGUCAUGCACAAUGACCUGCUCAACACUACCCUCAAGUACCCUGCUCGGAUGGCCAGCUAGUAAUAGUCCAAAUAGUAACAAGUGUGGAAUGGUAAUGUUGGUGGAUAACUGAAGCUUCACAUUGAAUUGUAACAUGCAAGCAUUGACAGUUGUUUCCUUGAAAACAAACAGGACAUUUGCAGCCCGAGAUAGCCAUUCACAUGAGAUGCAUCACAAGUGAACUUUAUCUCAGGAAAAUUAAGACACUUGUCCAGCUUGUUGGUGAUAGGAUUUAUGCAUUCUGCAAAAUGAACACAAAGGCAUUAGUUUGCAGAGUAUGGGAUAACUAAUUGGACAUGUUCCUCUGCACAGUAUACAUGGCUGAAAGCCAAUUUGCAGCUCAACAGCUGCUACCAGAGUUCCUUGGCUGACUUCAAUGCAGUCAGAUUGAUUUAACUUAUAUUAAAGGUGUAUGCAAUGUUAGCUAACUGAACACUGGUAGUAGACAUUAGGAGCCUCAUUUCUUACUCCGUGGUACAAAGCCAUUUCAGGACUAGCAAAGGAAAGUUGUUUAAAAAGUUGUAUUGUCACACCCUAAAGAGUUUAGCACCGAGUGAUCAAACUACGGGUAGUAUCCCUUAACAUAGAGGCUACCCAUGCAUACAUUGUUUUCAUAGUGGCCAAAGACAUAAUCCAUUGCCAUUAUUUUGCUGUCAGUGUUUCAUAAUCCUCCAUAAUCUAUAUUGUUUAAAAUAGUUGAUAUUUUAAAGAAUAUUAACAGAUUACACACUGUGUUAUUUGAUACUAUGAAUUGUGCUGUGAAGAAUGGUUUUCCUCUCUUUCCAAAGAUUGUCGAGAUCUCUUAUUCAGAAAAGAAUUGAAGCGUUGGAUAUCUCGUGUGACUGAAGUGACGAUAGUGCAUUCCAGUGGAAGUGUAAAUACCUAGCAAGUCAUUAUCAGGUGACAGACAUGUGAACUCUAGCAAGUGUGAUAUAAGCAUUAAGGACACCAAGCAAAGUGAAAAGUGCUCCCGCUAGAGGUCGUGACCUGGAGGAGAGGGGCAGCCAGGCCACCACUAGUCACCACAACCCCAAAGCUACAUGCCACAAAUGUUUGUUAAUCAUCAUAGCCUCAUCUCAUUUUUAUAAACAGUUGUAUUGUUUCUAUUGAUUUUCAGUGUCUUCAUUUCCAUCUUGUAUAUGUAUGUAUAUUUGUGUGUUUAUUGUAUAUAUAUUAUAGAUAUCUACAUGUAUGUCUAUAUAUUUAGAUAUUUGUGUAUAUAUAUAAAUAUAUAUGAUAUGUGUUUCAAAUCUUUUCUACACAUUAUAUUUAUAAACACUGUCUUCCAUCAACUAAUAAUUAGCCAUUUGCUUGGUCAGUCAACAAUCAGUAAAUUUCAAAGUCUGGUUCAACGUGUGAUGAUCUGACCUGCCGAGCUAGUCUGUGAGUGUCAAGAAAGGUGUUAGGCAAGAGAAAAUACUGAUCUUUUGUGCUACAUACUAUUUUUUUUUAAUAAGACUGAUCAAAUUUUAUUUAAUGUUGCUUUUCCUCAUUAAUAAUACCCACUUAACAAAUGCUUUGAUACAAGUAACCAGAACACCUGGUGGCCCCUUAGGGUGACAGGCAUGUCCCGGUGAGAGUGCCCAGUGCUGGUGGGUAAGAACGGUGAGGGCGGGUGGCUGCCCAUGUGUGACUUGGGCUGUUAUGUUGAGGCAAGUAGUCCUGACCUGCCAGUCACUACCCCUCAGUGUUGCUUGUCACCUUCCCAUGCUACAAAGGGAAAAGUCUCAAUAAAGUGCUCUUUGGUCAA